AUGGCGGACAAUUUUCCGGAUUUAGGCGAAGAAGAUGAUCAAGUUGACGAAGAAGAUAUUGUUCGAUACUAUUUUUUUAAAGGCUUUACAUACGAAGAAAUUCGAAUGUUCUUGCAGAGAAAUCAUGGUCUUGAAAUAAGCAUUACAACGCUGAAACGGCGUAUAAAAGCCUAUGGUCUCCGAAGGCGAGAGCCAGACUAUGAUGUUAAUGAAAUAAGAGCAGCUAUAGAGGAUAUUGUUGAUGGUUAUGGCAGUACGCAAGGCUACAGGGCAGUAUGGCACACAUUGCAGCUAAAAGGGUUACGUGUUCCUCGUAUUGUUGUACAAGAAAUUCUUAAAGAAAUUGAUCCAGAAGCAACUGAAAUGAGAAGAGCUCAUCGCCUUAAAAGGAGGGUAUACCACAAUCCUGGGCCAAAUUACGCGUGGCACUGCGAUGGCUAUGACAAAUUAAAACCCUACGGAUUUCCAAUCCAUGGCUGUGUUGACGGAUGGAGCAGGAAGGUAUUGUGGUUAUAUGUUACCAGAUCAAACAACCAACCUGAUAAUAUUGCAAAAUUUUAUCUUGAUGCUGUUGAAGAGUUUGGUGGGUGCCCUGUUGAUCUGGUCACAGACCUGGGCACUGAAAAUGGAACAAUGGCAGCUAUUCAAGCUUUCUUCAGAGACGAUCCCAACAGCCAUCGAUACGUACCAUCGCCCCGUAAUCAACGAAUUGAGGCAUGGUGGGGUCUCUUGCGAAAGUCUUGCACGACAUGGUGGAUCAACUUCUUUAAAGACUUGGUAGCACAAAGAACCAUUGAUCUUGCCUCAGAGUUGGACAUGGAAUGUCUAUGGUUUUGUUUUGCAGAAUUAAUCCAGAAGGUCUUGAACGAAAUAAAAGAACACUGGAAUACGCAUUAUAUACGUAAGUCACGUCAUGAUACCGUAAGUGGCCGGCCAGAUUCAUUGUAUUACCUGCCCCACUGUCAUGGUGGCGGCAACCAUUUUAUUAUGCCAAUUCCCGAGGCUGAAGUUCAUUAUGCUCGUGCACAUGUUAUCGAUUUGCAGGAUGACAACAUUCACCAAGAUUAUUUCAAUUAUGCUUUGCAAGCUAGUAAUCAUAACAAACCAACCAAUUGGAGAGAGGCUCUUGAACUUUACAAUGUUCUCAAGCAAUGUGCAUAUAACGGGAUCCACUGA
Messenger RNA from Paramuricea clavata, 1176 nucleotides. NCBI's taxonomy places the organism in Eukaryota, Metazoa, Cnidaria, Anthozoa, Malacalcyonacea, Plexauridae. The record is from the annotation of a GenBank genome assembly.